AUGUCUACGCCAGAUUCUGAUAUCAUUUCUAAUUCCAAAUGCACAUCCUGCAGGAAGCCACUAGGCAAGAGGAAAAUAUUGACUCUUACAGAACAACAGUGGAAAAUUUGCAAACCCUGCUACAAAAAACUGUAUGGAGACAUGAAAAAGACCGAGCAAUAUAAAUUGGAGGCGAAUAUGAAGAAGAUGAUAAUAGGGGUGAAAGUAUUAGUAACCUCCCAAACAAUAUGCGGGGUGCCUGGAUGUACAAAUGAGUUGGUUUUUGGGAAGGCGUUUAUGAAUCAAGAGUUGCAGAAGAGGACGUGUAUCUCCUGCUACGGAAAACUCUACCGUCAGAGAUCCCUGAAAAUUGAAGCUGAAAAAGUUAGAAAUGGAGGAAUUUACUUCUCAGAAUCAGAAUCAGAAUCAGAAUCAGGAGACGAAUCAGAACUUACUAUGUUCCUUUUCCCACUGUGGGCUACCAUUGAAGCCGAAACCAAUUUGCCGGAACAGAGAGACUCGGGAGAGGAUAUGCAAGACGAAUACCAAAUGGUUAUUAUGGCGGUGAUGUGUGCAGCCCUUGUGACGAUGUCUUCAACAAAAGACGGAUACAAAUAG
Caenorhabditis remanei is the source of this 597-nucleotide messenger RNA. RefSeq lists its product as uncharacterized. NCBI's taxonomy places the organism in Eukaryota, Metazoa, Nematoda, Chromadorea, Rhabditida, Rhabditidae. The record is from RefSeq and is a predicted model, not a curated record. The coding region runs from base 1 to 597 and encodes 198 amino acids. The transcript is spliced from 7 exons.